AAGCCAAGUUGGGUGAAAAUAGCGAGCAGUCAGUCACUGCUCGCUAUUUGGUAGGUGUUCUGAACUGGUAGGUGUUCUGUGUCACUGCCGGCGGAGUACGCGGCACUGGCGGCAUAUCUCGGUGGUGUUGCACUGCAUCGUGCGACGCGGCACUCCGCUCUUGUGGAAGUGUCACAAAGUUAUCCUUUCGCGGCAUUCCGGAAUUUUGGCGUUUCUGCUGCAUUUCGCGCGCCAACUGCUCUGCUUGAAAACAUCGUGACGGUGACGCCUUAUUUCGUCGCAAGCAAGCUUUCAACGAUGGGCGACCGUGCGAUUGUGGUGAAGUACUUUCGUAUUGCGGGUGUUGUUAGCGCGUACUGGCUAAUUUCAAUAUCCCUUGUUUUCAUCAACAACACUCUUCUGUCAGACAAGAAGAGGAAGCUUGAUGCUCCGCUGUUUAUCACGUUCUUUCAGUGCUUCGUGUCCUAUGCCCUGUGCGUAGUACUAAGCUUUCUCAGCGAGAAACUUCCAAGUUUGUUUCAUUUCCCCAAAGUUAACCACGACUUCAACACAUUGAAAAUGCUAAUGCCGCUUUCUGCCUUUUUCGUCGCCAUGGUCACAUUCAACAAUCUCUGCCUGAAGCACGUCGGCGUCGCCUUUUACACCGUCAGCCGUUCACUCACGACCGUCUUCAACGUGAUCUUCACGUACGUCGUGCUGCGCCAGACCACAUCAGUGCCUGCCGUUGCGUGCUGCGGCAUCAUUGUGGCGGGCUUUCUUCUGGGAGUAAACCAGGAAGGCCACAUGGGAUCUUUGUCUGUAUUUGGUGUGACCUGUGGCGUGCUCGCCAGUGCAACUUUGUCGAUGUACAGCAUCUACACGAAGAAGAUGUUGCCGGCAGUUGGGGAUAGUGUAUCGCUGCUCACCUUCUAUAAUAAUGUUAAUGCCCUGGUGCUCUUCUUUCCUUUAGUCAUACUUUUUGGUGAGGUGCCUGUCAUCUACAGGUUUCCAUUUUUGUCAGACCCUGUGUUCUGGAGUCUUAUGUUUGUCAGUGGAGUCUUUGGUUUUCUUAUUGGCUAUGUGACAAUGCUGCAAAUUCAGGUUACAUCACCACUUACGCACAAUGUUAGCGGUACAGCAAAAGCUUGCACUCAGACUGUGCUUGCAGUAGUCUGGUUUUCCGAAGUGAAGUCGGUUCUGUGGUGGAUCAGCAAUGGGUUGGUACUUCUAGGCUCAGCGGCAUACACACGUGUGCGCCAGCUCGAAAUGCUGAAACACCACAUGAACACUGCCAAGCCCGAGGGCAAAGGUGGCAGCAAAGACACCGUCAUGAAUGUUUAAAGUCUGUUGCUCUACUUUUGCUAGCAUCAGUUAGUGAACCUUGUAGUUCAUUUAAAAUCGCACAGUUCUGUUAGUGAUGCAGUGGUGUCUGUCAUAUGAUUUGGUGUGGCAUAUUGUGGACAGUGAGAAUGCAAAAGAGCUUUAGGGUAGUACAAUAGUGUGAAUGAAAGUUGUAUUUACGCCAGGCAAUGUGUUGAGUAUUCUGUAACUUGAUUGAAUAUGUUUUUUCAUCAUGGAACUUUUUAUGUUCAUUCAUAAUAUAUACUAUGAUUUUAAGUGUGUACUUACUGUAUUUUGUACACCUCAGCACGCACAUUUGGUGCAUGUGGGAUCUUUUUCGGAUUAUGCUUAAAGGCGGUGUGUGUAUCAUCUGACAUGGUCUGGAGCGAAUCCUGUGAAAAUAUUUCCUUGUGAUAAAUCAAGAGUGAUGAAGCAUAUGUAUUUUACAUCGUUCUUGUAAGACUAAAUUGCUUUUUUCAUUUUUCAUUUGUAAAGUAUUGUUACUAAAUACUGUGCUCACAGUAUUGAGCACUGUGAAUACCAUACAGCGCAGUAAAUACUGUGCUCACAAAAUAACAACUAAUCGGAAGCUAAGAUUAUAAAGGCGUACUGACACAAAAUUUCAUGGCAAAGAUAGACUGUAGGAUCAAUUCCCAUGAACAUGUGUAUAUCAUCUGCAAAAUAUCAACAGCGAGUAGAGCUUAAAAGGUAUUAUACAUCACUUUUAAAGUUAGCAUGCAUGUGGUCUUCACACCCUCGAAAGUGACCCGACGUGCCCCCCUACUUCCCUCGCAUCACCACGCUGAAAUCAAUGCAACAAUUUGUGAUGAACUCAUAACCACCAUUUUUUUCUUUUCUCGCAUUUUCUCCAGCAGACUACUUCGUGACAGCUGCUCGCGAGUCCAUAGUUGCGGUGCACACGUUGAAAGUUUUGUGUUUCGUGACACUACUGUCCCGUUUUCUGCUUAAAAAGACUUCCUUUCAAACAGUGUGUCACAGUUCUGUCAGCUGACUUGGUCGAGCGUUUUGCUCACUAAUUGGUGAUAGGUGCACCCGGCAUUUUGUCGUUCUUGGAGCUCUCUUAAGCCGAAACUGAGACUGGUCUGUAAUGGGGAGCCUGUAAUCAUCUGUCAUGUGCUGCAGGAAAUGAUGUGUCGUGUAAACAGGCCCCCAGCAACACAUUGCAGUCGAAACAAGCCAACAUUUUUGUGUCGGUACCCCUUUAGGCCCUCAACAACACAUUGCAGUCGAAAAGAGACCAAUAUUUUUGUGUCAGUAUUCCUUCAAGCUCAUUUAAAUAAUUUUUUAAGGAAUUAGUAUUACUCAAUAGGUGAAUUGGAGGGAAGUGGAGUUGAAGCCCUUUUGACAGGUUACGCUUGCAGAUCCGCAUUCAUCUCAAAUAGUAUAUAGUUCUAUUGUGUGUUGUCCCCAAAGUUCAUUAGUUUAACUUCUCUGGCACAACCCUAUGAUUUUUGAAGCCUUUCAGGAAUACUAUGAUUUCAGGAGUCUAAGAUUUCCCACAACAGUUUAGAGUUAUGUUCGUAGUUUUUGCUAAAUUCCCGUGGAUGUAUAGAGCCAUUUGUGUGCUGCUUUAUUCUGAGUUCUGCAACUCCAGCCAUAUAAGCUUAAGUGGAACUGUGAGUCAGAUUGUGUCAUUUUAGCAACUUAGCCAAUUUUUGCUGCUCAUGAAUGAGUAUAUUUUUGCUUAUUACCUACUAAAACACACACCCUUCUCCUUUUUUCUUAACCAAAGUCUGCACAUGAAGCAAGCACACUUGGUAAAUGCAGGAAAAGGAAAUAAACUUCAGUAUAUACUGAAUCGAAGAAAAGAAAGGACUGCUUGUUGACGGAUACAUUGUUCCUAAUUAUAAAUUUAUAAAAUAUAUUUAUGAAGUAUAAAACGGGGACCAAUUGGGGUUACAAGAUUAAACAAAGCAUUAACCCUUUCAGGGUCAAAGACGUACAUAUACAUCAUUCCCUGUCAUUUAUAAUGCGUGCCUUUUUCGGUCAUUCCUUAUGCUUGGCAUAGGCUGCCACAUUGCAGGAAUAUGGGAAGUUAUUUCCUUGCGCGAAUAUCUUCCUUAAUUUUUUUUUAUCAUUUACUACAGCGCUGUGCUGGCUAGUUUUGGUUUCAUUCUUAGGCCUGUUCCUGCUUGUUGUGCCUGCAAGACUGAUGGCUCACCGGUUUAGAAUCUUUUUAAAAGGUGACCUUUUUGUUACUCUCUCGUUUGUUGCUUCUAGGUAAGUGAUCACACUUGUCUUUGUGCUGGCGCUGACCGACACAAACAAUGCUGCUGUAGUUGCAUUUUUUGUUUCGGGGACCCACAAAAACGGCUCUGGUCUUGUUGGCGAUAAGACGGAGUAUUAUAGGUUUUGAACUUUCGCUAUGAAAGUGCGGACCAGUUUCUCUGCCGUUAGUGUGUCUAGUGGCGAUUCGUCCGAUCUGGCAGCGAUUCCACGGUUGUCGCUUGGCUGCGAAAUCGAUUCAGUAAAUGUCAACCCGUCAUAAUAAAGUUACUUGUAAGUUAAGACUUGGAUGAUGAGUUGGUAAAAUCUGAAAAGCGCAUGUAACGAGGCUAGAUUAAAAGUGGCUUUUCUCUCCCAUGUUUCUACGUAACGCCACUUUGUGCACUCAUUUUGGACUGCACACAAAUGUUUAUUUCCACGCAUAGCUUCUUAACAGUCGUGUAGGUUUUUUUUAGAAUUUAUUUUACUGUUACAAAUAAACAGUGUGUAUGAUUUUUUUGUCAUUUUACAGUCACUCAAAAUUUUGGUCAAUUUCUACCCUAAAUAGACUCAUCUAAAAAAUUCAACAUGGCAGUUAAAAAAAGAGAAUAUACAUUUCUGGCCUGCAUUUUGCAAAAAAAAAAAAAAAAAAGACCCUCAAAGGGUUAACAUGCCCUUUUUCAGCAUGUGGGACCUGUUGUUUCUUUUUGCGCGGUGGUAAUGCAACAUGUGUGUUUACUUCAAUGCAAAUGCUUUGAAAAGAUGGCCGCUACAUAGUGUUUUUCUUUUAAGCAAUACAGUUUUUAUAAAAAUUGUUUGAUAGCCAUGCUCCAGUCAUUUUUGCCCACCAAAUCUACCUUAAGGCUGAAAUACUGUGCUGUAGCUAAAGUGAAGUGACUAAUUAGUGAAAACUUCCAAUUUAGUCCUUGAUUUGAGGACAGUUGUUUAUAUGAGUAAAGCUGUAGUCUGGGACAUUUUACGACAUAUCCAUUUUUUAGAACUUUCUAUAGUUGCACACAGUCAGAAAUAUUCAUCAUCCAAUUUUCUCGCCGAUACUGAAACUGACUGUGCUCACUGUACAGUAAAUGUGGCCGCUAUUUUACGUCAGACUGGGACUUCCAGUGACAAGAAAAUGAUUGCACUUGAAUCGAGAUGCGUCGAAGCAAAAUGUGAUCAGGAAAAAUGGCAACUAGCUUCAAAUACGAAAGUCAACCGUGUAUUCUUUGCGUACAUUAUGUGGUGCUUCUGUAUCUCAGACUCAUCUCAAAACAGGAGACUGUAUCUCAAAACAGGAUCCUGCUUUAAUGCACCUUCAUUCAAAUUCCGUCACUUCUUUGCCACCCAAUGUUCCAGUCUUAAGUAACAGAGUGGCCACAUUUCUUCCAUGCUAGGCACAUUCAGUUUUUAUACAUGCGUGAAAAUCUGAUGAAUAUCUCAAAGUGUGGGCAACAUUUUCUCGAGUGCAAAAAUGUAAAGAGCAUGUCUGUCAUAGGACUUGUCUAAGAAAUAUGAAUUAAAAAAAUUCUGUUUAACUCACACUUUUGCAAAAUAACCUAAUCUAGUCACCUAUGUUUAGUUUGCAUACGUGUAAGUGAAACAAUUAAAGAUCUAUCUUGCCUUUUGC
Molecule: messenger RNA, 5170 nt
Organism: Rhipicephalus microplus (southern cattle tick)
Lineage: Eukaryota; Metazoa; Arthropoda; Arachnida; Ixodida; Ixodidae
Gene: nac
Product: GDP-fucose transporter nac
Source: RefSeq, a predicted model, not a curated record